This is a messenger RNA of Temnothorax curvispinosus, 3913 nucleotides long. RefSeq names its product inner nuclear membrane protein Man1 (gene MAN1). Lineage: Eukaryota; Metazoa; Arthropoda; Insecta; Hymenoptera; Formicidae. Gene Ontology annotation, molecular function: chromatin DNA binding. Bases 498 to 2951 code for a protein of 817 amino acids. Gene Ontology annotation, cellular component: nuclear inner membrane. The transcript has 11 exons. The record is from RefSeq and is a predicted model, not a curated record. Gene Ontology annotation, biological process: negative regulation of BMP signaling pathway; nuclear envelope organization.
CAUUUCUCUUUUUUUCCAGUUACCGAGCGAGACGAGUUGUUGAAUCGUUCGGCGGACGCGGAGGAGCAAGGAACAAGGCGAAGGCGAAGCCGCCGCGCAAUAAACCAGAGCGGUGCGGAAAGACGACCGGGCGGCGGUGGUGGUGGGUGCGCGUGAUCACACGGCGAAAUCGAGAGAGCGGAUCGAGAGCUGGUCGUGCGGCCGCGUAGACGGACCCGGGGACGAACCGGGGUACACGGCCGUCCACGUGCGCGAACGUCCGAGGCGGAGCAACGCGGCAACGCGGUGAGCGACCGAGCGGGCGUCCCUCGGCUGGCGGCGAGCGGCGGAGAGGAUCGAUCAUCGAUCGAAAUAAACGGAAGCGGGGCCGGGCGUCCGCGAAGACGUCCCGCAACGUCGCGAUACGACCGUCGCCGUACGUCGGGCGUCGCUCUUCAACGAGCCGGGCCACACGAGCCCCUGUUCGGGAUCGCGAUCACGCUCACCCGCGGGACAAGAUGUCGAUGGACGCGCUCAGUGACCCCGAGCUGCGGACGAAGCUGAUGGAGUACGGGUACCCGGUGGGACCGGUGACGGACACGACCCGCAAGAUACUCGAAAAGAAACUGAAGAAGCUCAUGGAGGCCCGCGGCGCGGGCGGGGGAGGAGCAGCCUCCCGACACUCGUUGGCCGCCAGAUAUAGCAGCGAGGACACGGACGACGACACAAACACGAGUGUCGUCAAGAAGAAGAAGAGCGCGAACCUGCGCCGGCAAACGAUGGCGAACCCAAUGCCUCCGCCUUCGAUUAUUCCUCCCGAUGUUGUGAACGUGGCGAAAAAUCCGGUCAACGAGAAUCAGUCGCCGCCGCAUUCCGAGUUCAAAAGUCCCACGGCGACGAAUUACGACAACUCGGGCGUGCCUUCUCGCACAACUUUGAAAACCACGCAGAGCAAAUUUAUCAAGACGCAGCGUACCUAUGUAUCUAAGCCAUCUGAGGAUUUAGAGACCGGAUCGGACUCGGAUGUCGCGGGGGAGACUAGAAGCACGUAUGGACGUCCGUACGACAAGUACGUGCCCAACAUCCCGAGCAGCAAAAUAUACGAUUCUCCGGUGUACGAUCGCGGGAAUUUGUCGACCAGGCCUGCCUAUCCGAUUAAGGACAGCAAGUAUAACGUGUCUCCCUUGAAGCCGAGCGUCUCCUCGAUUCAGUCCACGGAGGACGCAAGUGGAAGUGCGAAUCAAACGGAUCCUCUUGCUAAUUAUGAAGCCCCAUAUUUAUCAGCGUUUACAAGGAAUUUACAAGAACUCAAGGAGAAUUCGCGAUCUUUUAUAAACACAUCGUCAUCAUCAUUGAUGAGCUCAAAAAGUCCAUUACGCUAUACUUCGUCACCUGGUUUACCAGAGGUGAAAGAGAGAGAUUCGAAUGGUCACUUCUCUACCGUAAGGGGCAUAUACUCGCAGUGGAGUCAGCCAAGAGUUCGGGAUAUUUUCAGUAGAGCGACUUACAAACCGUCGACGACAAACAGGGAAGAUGUACGAAACAAUCAGAACAUGGUAUCGAUGGGCCUCGUGGCAGUGCUUGCCCUGUUCUUUGUCGUUCUUGCGAUAAUAUAUCUGGGACUUGGUGGGAAAACCGAGACGUUUCCAUCGCUUUCAUCGGAUAACAACAUACCGCAAUGUUUUGUCGAUGGAACUCCUGAUUUUAAAGCGCCUGGGGUAAAUUGCAUAAUGAAGGAAAACAUAGAAUCCGUGUUGCAACUGUUGAAACGCCUGCAACCCAUCCUAACGAGAAAGGCGGUAUCUAAUAUAUGCGAGAAUACGAACGAAAAACCAUAUUUGACCGAUGCGGAUAUCGUGGAGAUGUUUACGAGCGAUAAAGUGACGAGCCUUGAGGUGAAGGAGGAUUUGCACAGCGCGCAAUUCUUAAUCAUUAAGAACCCGAAAUGGGGUAUCUCGCUUAUCGAUGUAAAUGACGAUAACGGAGCAACCACGGAAAUGUUGGAUACUCUAGAUAAAUUGUUUUCCGCUCGUCUAAAUGGAAAAAUUGGGAUGGCGAUUUUAAAUCCUGAGCUGCCAAUGCAAUGCCUCGUUAAGAACAAACUUUUUACCAUCUUUUCUUCUCUCCUUAUAGUGGCAAUCGUCUUAUUAACAGGUAUCGGCAUUUAUAAAUCGUAUCUUUGGUAUCUAAGAUACAAGAAAUCUACGGAGAGAGAGGUAUUUAAGCUUGUUAGCGAUAUUAUAAGUAUCGUUGAGACACAUCAUCAAAAUGCGUCCACGCAACCCGGGGGCGCGCAGGAAAGUUUCCUUGCCAUAAAUCACGUGCGAGACAAUCUUAUUCCACCGAAAGAUCGCAAAAGAAUGGCCGGUCUUUGGGAAAAGGCGGUGAAGUUCUUAGAUGAAAACGAAUCCAGAAUUCGAAGAGAGGUGCAGCAAGUGGCGGGAGAAGAGUUUCAUGUAUGGCGAUGGUUGCCGAAUAACAGUUUGAAUAAAUCUCCGACGCAAAGCGCGAUUUUGGGUAAGAAGCCGAAGGUCUGGCAGGGACAAGCGUUCGAAACGAUGGAGGGAUCGGUUAAUAGCUUGACUUGUUCGCCAACGCCUUGCCUGAAAAUCAGGCACAUGUUUGAUCCAGACAUCGAAACCGAAGACGACUGGGAGACGAGAGUGCAGGAUGCUAUUUUAGAAAAGUGCGGGGAGGGUGUGAACAUACUUCACAUUCGAGUAGACAUCGGUAGUCGUGAAGGUUGCGUUUAUAUGAAAUGUAUGUCGCAGGAAGACGCUGGCAAAGCUUACAGGGCAUUACAUGGUUGUUGGUUCGAUGGUAAUUUAGUGACUGUCAAGUACCUGAGACUAGAGCGUUAUCACGAGCGAUUUCCGGACGCCGCCCGCUGCGUGACGCCUCUCAAGCCGAGUAACAAUCAACGAUUAUCCAUGCAGCUCCAGUACUGGCAGAACCGGGCGGAGGCGAAUUAAAAAGUUCACAUUUUUGUUCGGACAUUCGGAGGAGAGUGCGAGCUCUCGCGUUUAUACAAAAUCAGACACAAUUGUCCCGCAAUUGUCCCGCUGGCCAGAACUUACGGAAUCUGUCUACCUUUUAUUUAUUCCGUGAUGACAUACCUACGUGCCGUACAGCGCAUAUACAUGUUGUAGGAUUGAAGACACUUCUAUUUUAUAAGAGCAUUUUCUUUUAAAUUUCGCUAACUUGUGUAUUAUAUUCUACUUUGUAUCUUUUGAUGAAUGAGACGGAGGCGAUACGUGUUUUUAAUAGUUGAGUAAUAAUAAUAAUUAUAAUAAUAUUAUUAAUAACAGCACACAGUAACAUUAAUAUAUAAUUAAAUAUGCUUUUUGAAGAGCUGUAAAAAAUAUUUUAAUCUGAGUUUUAUAGUAUUUUCAACUAGCAAUAUAUGUGUGCGUAAACAUAACGUAUACAUCGCAUUCUCUAUAGGCCUAUCCAGUACUAAUUCGCAUCAGCUGUACGAAGCGUAUAUGCGGAGAAAUCGAUCAAUUAUACAUCCGAUGUACCGAACGCGGCAGAGUACAGUUUCCUACAUAUUAGGCUUUUGCGAUCGCGUAAUUUCUCUGCGCGUACGGUUACGCCAUCAUUGACGAAAAUAUCGAUUUAAUUACUUAAGAUUAACAAUCCUUUUUUUUUAUAACUGCAUAAGAGAGUUAUUUUUUACGAUGUAUCAUAAAAAUGUACAGUAAAAUAAGAUUAAAUCACUUUGUAAAAAGAUAUCGAGUUAAAUGAUGGAACGGAAACCGGAUAAUACGUUGAUGUUGUUCAAGGAGCAAUAAAUUGCAGACUGAAGCAACGUAUGUGACGUAUAUCUAUGCGUUAUAAAAAGAUUUAAAGCAUGUGUGCGCGCACAAAUCUAUUGUGUUACAGUAAAUUAAGGAAUAUCGAUGAAUAAAAAUAAAUCUGAAAAUUCUAUAAA